Messenger RNA from Hyalella azteca, 1658 nucleotides. RefSeq names its product beta-1,4-glucuronyltransferase 1. Lineage: Eukaryota; Metazoa; Arthropoda; Malacostraca; Amphipoda; Hyalellidae. The transcript is spliced from 3 exons. The record is from RefSeq and is a predicted model, not a curated record. The coding region runs from base 333 to 1658 and encodes 441 amino acids.
UGUGUGGUGUAGCUCCCUCGUAGCCUUCGGCCAGCCUUGCGUGCUGGAGUAGACAUGGCUUCUCCUUCAUGCACCUCUAAUACUCUAUCCAGUGAAGCGACUUAUCAUGUUUGUUGUCUCUUAUCUAAAGGUACAACCUUAAAUCUUCUACGAUCUCCGAUAACUUACAACCUGAUGAACUUUCUGGAGUGGAUUUUACCGGAAAAACGCAGUUUCGUUGCACUUUUGCCCACAACUAAAGAGAACGAAUUGAAAACUUUAUAGCUCCCGUCUAGGAGUUGGCGUUACGAAAUCGUGAUCUUACACUCUUCUCAGUUGUCUGUUAUUGCCUCAUGGUAAUGGUUGGGACCCGUCGCUCAGCGCUGGUGCGUGGCAGUGUUUUCCUCAACAUCGUCUUUGCGUUGUACGUGUUGCUACAUCUUUCGCCUCCCCGUGGCAACAGCGUCUCUCCUCCCCACGGACCACAUGACAACUUGACUCAGCAAGGGGAAGCUGGGGAAUACUCUCCUGAUUCAGACUUGGAUGGACCCCUGCAAUGGGCGUCUGUACAAGAGCGAGCACAUCCUGACCUUCAUCUCUGCAGUACACCGCAACUCUUGCCCCGAGCUUCGUUUCAUGGAAACCAUUGGGUUCUCUUCAACCACUUAACUGCCAUUGAACAACCUGCGUGUAACGCUUCCGUCACGUAUACCACACACGCAGAUUACACGUACCUGCACAACCUGUCCCCCCUGGUGGAAAGAUGGCGGGGACCGAUCAGUGUUGCGGUGUUCGCUCCAGGGGAGGAUUUUAACGCCACGCUCAAUACGAUUGCGUUCCUAAGAGCAUGCAGACCUCUUGUUGCUCAGUUCACUACAUUCCAUAUUUUUUUCCCCGUAGACCAUCUUCCGUCUUCUAUCCCUAAAAUAGAAGACGUUUUGGUUCCUUCUUGCUCACUUCCCCCGCCGUCCACGAAUGGUCCAACAUAUAAAAGUAGCCACAACCUCACGUAUCCAGUCAACGUCGCUCGUAACGUCGCACGCAUAGCCGCUGCGACGUACUUCGUGCUAGCUAGUGACGUCGAACUCUACCCUUCGUUGAACUUCAUCUCUCGUUUCCUGGCUUUGAUGUCAACUCGAGACGCAUCUCGCGAGACCAAACCUCACCGACGAGUCUACGUCUUGCCAAUCUUUGAGGUGAAGUCUGGCAUACGUCCACCGGCCACAAAGACCAGCUUGGUGCGACUGCUAAGACGGGGAGCUGCAAUCCCCUUCCAUAAAUUUGUGUGUCCUCAAUGCCAUUUAGUGCCUGGUCUUAGGGCUUGGGCCGAGUCUGGUUUAGGGGAAACUUUAACCGUCACGACAGUGGCUAAAAGACAUGCGCCCUACACUCGCUGGGAGCCUAUUUACGUCGGAACUAAUCUCGAGCCGCUCUACGAGGAGAGGUUGUCUUGGGAAGGACGAUCCGAUAAAAUGACUCAGAUGUACAUUAUGUGCGUACUGGACUACGAGUUCCACGUGCUGGACAACGCGUUCCUGGUGCACCGGCCCGGCAUCAAAAGGCUGCGCAAAGACCGGCGCCGCGACGAACAAACCGCCGCGCAGAACGCGCUUCUGUCCAACACAAUCACUCCUGAACUGCAGCUUAUAUACGGCACCCGACCUCACUGCGUCCUAUAG